UAUUUUUUACGGUCGAGUUUCAAAAUAUACAACAUGUACUGAAUAGGGUCUUUUUAGUCUUGGUUUGGAUUAAAGAAGACAAGGGAAAAAAGGUUCCGGGAAAUGAAAAAGCUUUUUCUUUGCUAUUUUUAAAAAUGUAUUUCUAGCAUUUUCAUUUGAUUGGCUAUUUAUAUACUUGUAUAUUUGUCAGCCCAGUGACUAUCAAAAAAAAAAAACUUCUCGCGUGGUAAAUAGAGAAAAAACAGAAAAAAACAGUUUGCUUUAUCAACAAAAAUACUAAAAUGGGUCGUCACUGUCAAUUAGUCAUGGGACCUGCUGGAAGUGGCAAGUCCACCUAUUGUGCUACAAUGAUGACACAUUGUCAAACUGCAGGACGUAAAGUCCACCUUGUCAACUUGGAUCCUGCAGCUGAACAUUUCGAAUACGAACCUACUAUUGAUAUUAGAGAGUUGAUUACAUUGGAAGAUGUUAUGGAGGAAUUAGAUUAUGGACCCAAUGGUGGUUUGAUUUAUUGUUUAGAGUUUUUGAUGAACAAUGUGGAUUGGCUCGAGGAAGAGAUUGGCAACUUUGACGAUGAUUAUUUGAUUAUUGAUUGUCCUGGUCAGAUUGAGUUAUACACGCAUUUUCCAAUCAUGAGACGUCUUUGUGAAACACUGGGUAGACUCAACAUGACAGUAUGUGGUGUUUACUGUCUCGAGUCUCAAUUUAUCGAGGAUAAGAGUAAAUACUUCUCUGGUGUACUUAGUGCUAUGAGUGCUAUGGUGAAUUUGGAGAUUCCUCAUGUCAAUGUUAUGACGAAAAUGGACUUGAUUGAAGGGGAUUAUGGUAACAAACCUUUAGAGGAAGAUGAGGAUGAUAUUGAAGAUGAUUCCGAGUCAGCAGCCGAAAAGAAGCGACGCAAGCAAAAGAGAAGAAGAAGACUGAUGGAAAAGGCAAUGACAGAUCGUGAAAUGGAUAGAUAUUUAGAACCAGACCCAAUGUUGAUGACAGAAGAAGCUGAUUUAGUACAUAAUGGAGAACAACCAAGCUCAAGGAGCUUAAAAUUCCAGGCUUUAAAUCAAGCCAUUGUGCAAUUGAUUGACGAUUACAGUAUGGUAAGAUUUAUACCACUUAAUAUUACAGAUGAGGAUUCUGUUGAAUACGUUUUGUCUCAUGUUGAUAACUCUAUGCAAUAUGGUGAAGACUUGGAACCCAAGGAACCUGAUGAUGUUAAAGAAUAUGAUGAAUAAAAAAAAAAAAAAAAAAAAAAAAUUACAAAG
Messenger RNA from Mucor mucedo, 1259 nucleotides. Its product is annotated as GPN-loop GTPase. NCBI's taxonomy places the organism in Eukaryota, Fungi, Mucoromycota, Mucoromycetes, Mucorales, Mucoraceae. The transcript is spliced from 7 exons. Bases 282 to 1229 code for a protein of 315 amino acids. Gene Ontology annotation, molecular function: GTPase activity. The record is from RefSeq and is a predicted model, not a curated record.